CAGUUUCUGCCUCCUUAUCCUCAAAUUCAACACAAUCUCAUCGUCUUCUUCAUUCCCUCUUCACCACCACCUCCAUUAAACUCAAAAUCUGUCAGCAAAUGUAUGCAUGAAUUCACUUUUCAUGUGUACCACCACCAUCACAUGUAUGCAUCUAUACCGUCUGUAGCACAAAACAUGUCCUGUUUGCUCCCCCAAUUCAAGUGGGUCCCCGAUUCCUUCUCUGUUCAAUUCAAAUCCCACAAUCAUCACUCUUCAAACCUUCCAAGAUGCAGAGGGCCUGUUUUUUUCCUGACUCGGUGCAUUUUAUCAACCACAGCGCCACCUGUAUCAACCGAAUCUACAGUUCUUAAAUUAGAGAAGUUACAAUUAUCAUCUUUAGAAGUUCGUUCAGAUUCCGCUGCUGCUGACAGACAAUGGUCCUCAUCAUCAUCGACAACAACAACAACUGGAGUGCUCGAUAUCGAAAAGUUCAAGCUACCAUCAUUAGAUUCUCAUGCAAAUUCAAGUGCCGGUAGUAGCUCAUGGGCCAAUGAUAGUGCAGUAGGUCAGGUAAACAAAGGAACAACUUUACCUUCAGAACUUACCACAAGCGAAUGUGUUGCGGCUGCUGAAGCGAUCGCUUUAGCAAGGGCUGCGGUUAAGGUUGCCAAGAGUGCAGCCGAAAUGAUGAUGAAUCACCAGCGCCCCAAAACAUUAGACACUAACGAAAAACCAAAAUCACCCGAGCCCGAUAACACCAUAGACGGGAUUGGGUCACAAAUCUCCGAAGAAACGGAACCAACAUCUGAAGAACUCAAGCUUCUAGAAGAACAGCUAUCGGCUAGCAUAGCUGUGAGAUCAAAACGUCAAGUGGAACGGAAAGAACGGAGGAUCAGGGCAGCAGAAAGGGCUGAAGCCAGUAGCGUGUCGAUGAAAUCUAUGGGUGGCAGAGGGCGGGGUGCCGCCAGUACAGUGGCGGUGAAGCCUGGAGCGAGUAGAAGACGUGGCGAUAAAAAGGACGUUUUUGCUUUUUUGGGAGGAAUGACUAAUGCCAAGCUUUUAACUGCUGCCGAGGAAGUCGAACUUUCUAAAGGGAUACAAAGCCUACUGAAAUUGCAAGAAGUCCAUAAACAGCUGGAGGCCCGUUUUGGGGUGCCACCGACUUUUGCAGAAUGGGCUGCUGCUUUAGGCAUCGAUCAGAUACAAUUAGGUAGACGUUUACAUUAUGGUGAAGAAUGCAGGGACAAAAUGAUCAGAAGCAAUAUUCGACUUGUUAUAUCGGUCGCAAGAAGUUAUUAUGGAACAAAGGUCCAUCUUCAGGAUAUUGUUCAGGAAGGAAUCCGAGGCCUGGUGAAAAGUGCAGAGAAAUUUGACGCUUCAAAGGGUUUCAAAUUUUCGACAUACGCGCAUUGGUGGAUAAGGCAAGCGGUCCAAAGGUCGCGUGCUGAACAAAGCAGGAUAAUUCACGUUCCGUAUUAUAUGGUGGAGGUGCAAUCUAAGGUGAAUGAAGCCAAACAUCGAUUGGAUAAGGAGCUUGGAAGAAAACCUACUCGUGCGGAAAUCGCAAUCGAUACGGGCCUUUCCGUUAAGAAGAUUCAAUCUGCCGAACAAGCCCCUAAGCCCGCCCGAUCUAUUGAUAUUCCUAUCGGGUUUGAUAACAAGACCAAGCUCACGGACCUUAUUGAUGAUCCGGACCAAGAGACACCCGAGGAGGUAUUGAUAAGGCAAACUAUGUCCGAAGACUUAGGUAAAGUGUUGAGUACACUAAAUGAAAAAGAGCAAAAAGUGAUUAGGUGGCGGUUCGGGCUAGAAGAUGGUAAAACAAGGACAUUGCAAGAGAUUGGGGAUGUAAUGGGUGUGAGCCGUGAGCGGGUUAGACAGAUUGAACUUAACGCGUUUCGCAAGUUAAGAAACACAGAUAGAGCCGAGACCCUACGCCAAUACUUGCCUCAAUAGGUUUUACGAUAUAUGCAAAUGUGUAUAGGGAAACCGUCUACACCAAAAUGGGUCGGUCAAGUGAGUGUUUUUGCUUGACUUGAGCCGGGUUUGGUGACUUUUCUGUUGACUCGGACCGGGACCUUGUUAGGAGAUGAUUAACAUUACAGGUUAUGCAAGACCCGGGUAUUUUUUCUUUUUUUCCCCUUAUUUAUUUUAUUUUAUUUUUAUUUUUUUUGCUUCUUUUGGUAAUAUUAUCAGGAUGUUUGGUUGGUUUUUUAUUCAUGCAUACAAGGAAAAUGAUUUUGUUUGGUUC
Helianthus annuus (common sunflower) is the source of this 2230-nucleotide messenger RNA. Its product is annotated as RNA polymerase sigma factor sigB. The record is from RefSeq and is a predicted model, not a curated record. Bases 103 to 1935 code for a protein of 610 amino acids. Gene Ontology annotation, molecular function: DNA-binding transcription factor activity. Lineage: Eukaryota; Viridiplantae; Streptophyta; Magnoliopsida; Asterales; Asteraceae. Gene Ontology annotation, biological process: regulation of DNA-templated transcription; DNA-templated transcription initiation. The transcript has 7 exons.